Molecule: messenger RNA, 2376 nt
Organism: Cadophora gregata
Lineage: Eukaryota; Fungi; Ascomycota; Leotiomycetes; Helotiales; Ploettnerulaceae
Exons: 1
Coding region: 1-2376 (791 amino acids)
Biological process (GO): xylan catabolic process; arabinan catabolic process
Cellular component (GO): plant-type cell wall
Molecular function (GO): xylan 1,4-beta-xylosidase activity; alpha-L-arabinofuranosidase activity
Source: RefSeq, a predicted model, not a curated record
AUGAUGUGGUUCUCCACUGCUCAGAAGAUCCUAUGGACAUGGAUAUCUGCUCCUGCCACUGUCCCAAACUCCUCCCCUCCUGAUGCCGGAUCAACACAGCUAAACUACUCCCCAAGUACUAAAUUCGUUCCAAUUUGCCAAACAAGUCCACUCUCUACCCAACCCGUAUGCAACAGCUCCCUCAGCACCACCGAACGAGUGGCUUCUCUCAUCAACUCCUUCACAACCGAAGAGAAAAUAGCAAAUCUCGUGUCUACCGCAGCCGGCUCCCCUCAUCUCGGUCUCCCACCAUACGAAUGGUGGAACGAAGCCCUGCACGGCAUCGGUUCCAGCCCCGGCGUACAUUUCCCUGCCAACGACACCACUUUCAACCACGCAACCAGUUUCCCUUCUCCAAUCCUCACAGCCGCCUCAUUCGACAACACUCUCAUACGAGAUGUCGCUCGCAUAAUUGGAAGAGAAGCCCGCGCAUUUGCAAAUCAUGGGUUUGCCGGGCUGGAUUUCUGGACCCCGAAUGUAAAUCCGUUUCGUGAACCGCGGUGGGGGAGAGGGCAGGAGACGCCUGGGGAGGAUGUCCUGCUUGUGCAGAAUUAUGUGCGGAGUUUUGUACCUGGUUUACAGGGUGAUGAUCUAGAGGAUAAACAGGUCAUUGCUACGUGUAAGCAUUUCGCUGCGUAUGAUAUUGAGACUGGUCGUCAUGGGAAUAGCUAUUCUCCUGCGUCGCAAGAUCUCGCGGAUUACUUCUUGCCACCGUUCAAGACGUGUGUGAAGGACGUUGGGGCCGGAAGCGUGAUGUGUGCGUAUAAUGGAUUGGAUGGCGUGCCGGCUUGUGCGAGUGAGUAUUUGCUUGAGGACGUGCUGAGGAAGGGGUGGGGGUUUGAUAGUGAGGAUAAUUUCGUGGUUGCGGAUUGUGGUGCUGUGGAUGAUAUCUUUAGGUAUCAUGAGUUUACGGAUAGUGUUGUGGAUGCGGCAGCUGUGGCGAUUAAUGCUGGGACGGAUCUGGAUUGUGGUGAUUCUUAUCUGAAACUUGGGGAGGCGUUGGAGAGGACUUCGACGACGGUGGAGGUGCUGGAUCGAGCAUUGAAGAGGCUGUAUUCGGCGUUGUUCUCGGUGGGAUAUUUUGAUGGAAGUCAGUACAGCGCUUUGUCUUUCGAAGAUGUUGCAACGCCGGAAGCACAGAAACUUGCGUACAAGGCAGCGGUUGAAGGUAUUACUCUUCUGAAGAAUGAUGGGACUCUUCCUCUGCAGAAGAAAUACUCGAAAGUCGCCAUGAUUGGACCCUUCGCGAACGCCACGGAGCAGAUGCAGGGCAACUACUUUGGCAUAGCCAAACAUGUCACCUCGCCUCUGGAAGCGUUCCGAAAACAAUGGGAUGUUGCAUAUGCACUUGGGACUCCCAUCAACGGAACCAAAAUAUCUGGCUUUGCGGAAGCACUCUCAGCAGCACAGGAUGCAGAGAUAAUUUUCUACUUAGGCGGAAUCGACAACACCAUUGAAGCAGAAGAGUUCGAUCGCACAUCGCUCACAUGGCCUGGUAACCAACUAGAUCUCAUAACCGAACUUUCCAAGCUCGAAAAACCACUCAUCGUCAUCCAAUUCGGCGGUGGACAAGUCGACGAUAGUGCUCUUUUAGGAAACGAAAACGUCAAUGCCUUGCUUUGGGCAGGCUAUCCCGGACAAGAGGGUGGCACGGCGAUACUGGAUAUUAUCACAGGCGUAGCAUCUCCUGCGGGACGGUUACCCAUUACGCAAUACUCCGCGAGCUACGCGGAUGAAGUCAGUAUCUUUGAUAUUCGGCUGCGACCGAAUGUUAGUGACGGGUUUCCUGGGAGGACGUAUAAAUGGUAUACUGGAGAGCCAGUUGUUCCGUUUGGGUUUGGGUUGCAUUAUACGGACUUUGAAUUUGCCUGGGAGACGAAGCUUGAGAGGUCGUAUGAUAUUUCAGAGAUCGCUGUGGAUGGCUAUAGUGAUACUACGCCGUUCGCGAACAUGACUGCUGUUGUGAAGAACUCCGGAAGUAGAACAUCAGAUUAUGUUGGACUUCUGUUCCUAUCGAGCUCCAACGCUGGGCCAGCUCCUCGCCCCAUAAAGUCCCUAGUGUCGUAUGAUCGCCUCCAUGAUAUACCUAUUGAUGGCAAGAAAACUCUUCAUUUGCCUCUUACUUUGGGAUCUUUGGCCAGGGCAGAUGAGAAUGGUGAUUUGACGAUAUUUCCUGGUGAGUAUCUACUUACUUUGGAUAUCGACCAGAAGAUCGAGUUUGGGUUCUCUUUGACAGGGGAAAAGGCUGUUGUUGAUAAGCUGCCGCAACCGGGAGGGAAGUAUAACUUUACUGUACCUGUACGCGCCCAACCACCUUCCACCUUUGCACAUUUGUAG